AUGACACCCUCCCUCCUCUCUCUCCUCUUUUUCUCUGCUGUCCCGGCCAUAGCCAUCCCAGCCCCCAUCCUCACCCCCCGGGACAGCAACAGCCAAACCCUCCCUCACAAGUCCCUUUCCCCGUGGGACGCCGGCGCUGUCAAUCAAUACCCCAUCCAUCAAAGCUGCAACGCCACCCAGCGUCUGCAGAUUGAGACCGGUCUAAACGAGACCAUCGCGCUGGCGGAUCAUGCUAAAGCCCAUAUCCUGCGGUGGGGCAACGAGAGCUCUAUCUACCGGAAAUACUUCGGCGAUAGUCCCUCCAUCGAAGCCAUCGGCGCGUAUGAUAUCGUCGUGAACGGCGAUAAGGGCGGCGUGUUGUUUCGGUGCGAUAAUCCUGAUGGAAACUGUGAUCUUGACGAAUGGGCCGGCCACUGGCGCGGCUCCAACGCAACCUCCGAGACGGUAAUCUGCGACCUCAGCUACACAACGCGCCGUUCUCUCACGACCCUCUGCAGCCAAGGCUACACAGUCUCCGCAUCCAAGCCCAACACAUUCUGGGCCGCGGACCUGCUGCACCGGCUGUACCAUCUCCCUGCGAUCGGACAGGGCCUGGUCGAGCAUUAUGCGGACGACUAUGAGGAGGUGAUUGAGUUGGCAAGGGGCAAUCAGUCGAGUCUGGCUACGAGGGACUCGAAUGCGUUGCAGUAUUUUGCGCUGGAGGCGUUUGCGUUCGAUGUUGUUGUUCCUGGGGAGGGGUGUGCUGGGGAGGAUGAGAAUGAGGGUGAGGGUGAGCAAGGGGAGAGCCAUGAUCAUCAGGAUGAGGAGGAGGAGAAGGAGGAUAUUCCUGAGAACUGUCACACCCACGAAGGAGGAGAGCUGCACUGCACAUAA
Aspergillus melleus is the source of this 873-nucleotide messenger RNA. RefSeq names its product major allergen Asp F2 (gene aspf2). Bases 1 to 873 code for a protein of 290 amino acids. Gene Ontology annotation, cellular component: fungal-type cell wall; extracellular region; cell surface. The transcript is spliced from 3 exons. NCBI's taxonomy places the organism in Eukaryota, Fungi, Ascomycota, Eurotiomycetes, Eurotiales, Aspergillaceae. Gene Ontology annotation, molecular function: metallopeptidase activity; integrin binding; zinc ion binding. The record is from RefSeq and is a predicted model, not a curated record.